Messenger RNA from Rhododendron vialii, 1682 nucleotides. Its product is annotated as type 2 DNA topoisomerase 6 subunit B-like. The record is from RefSeq and is a predicted model, not a curated record. The transcript has 12 exons. Gene Ontology annotation, molecular function: protein-macromolecule adaptor activity. Gene Ontology annotation, biological process: reciprocal meiotic recombination; meiotic DNA double-strand break formation. NCBI's taxonomy places the organism in Eukaryota, Viridiplantae, Streptophyta, Magnoliopsida, Ericales, Ericaceae. Gene Ontology annotation, cellular component: condensed chromosome. Bases 84 to 1517 code for a protein of 477 amino acids.
AGAAAUCACAACACGCGGGAAGUGUUCUUUCAUUCAUCAGUUUCAGUGCGUCUGUUUCUGAGAGAGAACAACGCAAUAGAAAAAUGGAGGUUUCUUCAGUUCAGCAACUCUGUGAACACUUAAUUUCUUGUGCAAUUCAAAGAUGCCGCAUGUCCGACCACCUCUGUAGACUCUCAGUCCUUCUCAAAUACUCUCCGUCGUCCGAUCCUACUCUCGUUCGAAUCUCAGUUUCAGAUACAGGCGUCGGGAGCUGCUUGGAGGAAUUUCAGUGCUUGAAAUAUGCAGUGGAUCCUGCUUCAGCUGAAAAAUGGGAUGGAGUGCUUUCUCUUACAACUACCAAUAUUACUGAUGAUGAGAUAUAUCAAUAUCAUCUGAAUCUAAAAGAAAAUGUUCCCACGAGAAGUCUCACAAAGCUACCUUCAAGCUCUAAGAAUGGUGCAACAUUCAGUGGAACUGAAAUGAAUCUGUCCAUAUUUGGAAGUGUUGAUGCCUUACUGAUGAAGCUCACACAUUUUUUGGGGAAGACUGUCAUUUUGAAGAUUCCCAAUGUUGUAAUUGAAUUGGCAGUCGAAUGCGGUGAUAUUCCUGGAUCACGAUGUGAAAAAAUUGUUCCAGCAAAAGAAUGCAGUGUUUUAUCUUCUGCUGCAUCCAACAUUGAACGCCUGAAGUCCGGACUCAAGGAAUAUGUUUUCAAGCAUGGAAACAGUUCAAGUGACAUCUGUCACUCUUGCUUCUCCGAUGGGGUGCAUCUGAAGGUUGGAAGUGGGGUGGCUUGCUGCACAGAAAGCCACAGAAAUAGUGGACAAAAGAUGGAAGCCGUGAUUAUUAUUAACGAAGUGUCAAAUCCAACCACUCCCUCCUGCUUCAGAGCAUGUGAUGCGAAAACAGAGGUUUUAUAUUUCAAGGACUUCUCACCUUGUUCAAUUUCCCAAUCAGCUCUGAACGGAUUGACAAGCAUUGACUGGAAAAAUUAUGGGUUGUCUUUGAGGAGCAUUGCGGAUCAAGAUGGCUACAUAUUCCUAGAAUGGGAGAACUUGCCGGCAAAUACCCAUGUUGAUCUUGUCCUCCACUGUUAUCAUAAGGAGGUCAUGCUGCCAUCAACCCUGCACAAGACUCGUCUUGAACGAACAAUUACGCGAAAGGCUGUUAAGCUUGCAUUGAAUGAUUUGAAGGAUAGAAACACAGGAGCUCUUCUCAGUUCACAUGCUAUCAAGAUAUGCAGUUAUGCCCCUGAUCUUGCAAGAACAAUUGCGGGUCUGGUCUUGUCUUCUAAUGACUCGCUCUUCCAAGGAGAAUGCCUUUCUCUUCUUGGGUUACAGCCUCAAGAAAUCGGAGGAAGAAUCGUUGAAGACUGCAUCAAUGAAAAGAUUAUCUCAGCUAUAGAGAUCAAUGAUAGAAAGCCUCAAACAAAACGCGAAGCUGCACCUUUUCUUUUUGAAGAUGACUUCAACCUGGAACCAUAUGUCGACGACGACGAAUACAAAGGCAAGGAAGUUUUUAGUGCGUUAGACCUAUAGAAAACAAUGUCUGCGAUAUGCCAUCACUCGCUUUAGGUGACUAGUAUUUUUUUUGAUUGCAUGACAUAAGUUACAUAAUGAAAUCUAGAUAUAGAUGCUAUGGUAAUGCGGUUGGGUGUUCACGUAUAGGAGCAGCCACUUUGUGCGUACACCAAAAUAAGCCAC